Molecule: messenger RNA, 2604 nt
Organism: Saccostrea cuccullata (small rock oyster)
Lineage: Eukaryota; Metazoa; Mollusca; Bivalvia; Ostreida; Ostreidae
Biological process (GO): negative regulation of translation; proteasome-mediated ubiquitin-dependent protein catabolic process; protein polyubiquitination
Molecular function (GO): zinc ion binding; ubiquitin protein ligase activity; translation repressor activity
Source: RefSeq, a predicted model, not a curated record
UCUCAUUCCCACAUUCCAAAGUCUGUAAAUAAAGUCAUUUAAAGGUCAUUCAUAAAAGCUAUGGCAUUAUCUAAAAUGGAUAUUCCCAUCAAUGCCCAGCACUUUUUAGAAUGCGGCAUUAAAGAAUGUGAAAGAAACUGUGAGUUCUACUGCAACCCUUGUCAUCAAAGACUGUGCAAACAAUGCAGCGAGGAACAUCUGAAAAGUCCAGAAAACAAAAACCAUGAGGUGGUCCUUUACCAGCAACGUAAACGACAACUUCCUGUGAAGAAAUGCAAGAACCAUCCCACUAAAGAUGUGGACAUGCUCUGUAGAGAAUGCCAAGUUUCAGUAUGUUCCAAAUGUGCCACACAGCAAAAACAUUGGGGGCAUAUAUUCACUGAUCUAGAGACAAUUUAUGCCGAAAAAUAUGCAGACUUUCAAGAAGAAAUCUUCAAAAUCCAAGAGUAUUUUCUACCCACAUCACAAGAUUUACAGAGAGAAAUUAAAAAUGAUUCCUCAGAAAUCAAAAAUAUCAUAGACAUCGUUAGAACAUCCAUGAAGUCUGAAGGUGAGUCCCUGAAAAGUCUGGUGGACACAGUCAUAUCUGAGAACUUGAAGCAAUUAGACCAGAUAGAGCAUUCACUGUUAGAAGAUCUAAACACCCAAGACAAGACCAUGGAUGAUUACAUCACUUAUCUUAAUAACCUUGUCAAAGAGCUCCACAGAUGCCUGUCCUCCACAGAAACCCAGAAAUUAAUGUCUGAGAAGAAACCAAAGAUCCGAUCCAUACCAGAGACAACAAAACCGGUCACACCAGGAUUUACUGCUGGUCAAUACAGCAAAAGUGAUGUUACCAAAUUACUUGGUAAAAUACAUACCCCCAACACUAAUGCUAAGAAGAGAGAAAUAAGGCCCAUUGAAAGUGUCUGCAAUACAGCAAUGAAACCUACACAUAAACAGAUGAGAGAAGACAGAAAGAAAUCUGACAAGAAACAAACAAUGUCACUAUCUGCCUCUGUCACCAAGGUCAGGGAGUUCAAUGUACCAGGUGUUAGGGAUGUAUUCCAUGUAUCACCAGAUCAACCAGACAGACUCUGGAUCAGUAACAGUAAUGGCAAUCUUGUCCAAACAGAUCUACAGGGGAAUGUGAUACAGAAGAUAAGAACCAUUGGUAGAUGUGAAGGUUACCACACAGUCACACAGGACAAGGAACUGAUCUUUACAGACAAACUGAAAGGCAAGAACGUCAUCAAUAGGAUAACACAGGAUAACAAUAUCACUGCAUUCAUUAAAACUGGAGGCUGGAGACCACUCAGCAUACACUCCUCCCACAUCAAUGGGGAUUUACUGGUGGGGAUGGUGACAGAAAGAGAGGCUAAAGUCACCAGGUACAAAAAGACAGGAGAAGAACUACAGAACAUACAGUGGGAUAAUAAAGGACAGGGACUGUAUAAUUAUCCACGCUACAUCACAGAAAACAUCAAUGGGGAUAUCUGUACAUCAGACAGUCGUACAGGAGUAGUGGUGGUGAAUAAAUCAGGACAACACAGGUUCUCCUACACAGGUCAGGAUUCAAGGUUCAGUCCCUAUGGAAUCUGUACUGAUGUCCUCGGUCACAUCCUGGUGUGUGAUGGAUUCAUUAUAAGUAACAGUGUUCAUCUCCUUGAUCAGGCAGUCACACCAGAAUUUACUGCUGGUCAAUACAACAAAAGUGAUGUCACCAAAUUACUUGGUAAAAUACAUACCCCAAACACUAAAGCUGAGAAGAAAGAAAUUAGGCCCAUUGAAAGUGUCUACAAUACAGCAAUGAAACCUACACAUAAACAGAUGAAAGAAGACAGAGAGAAAUCUGACAAGAAACAUACACUGUCUCUAUCUGCCUCUGUCACCAAGGUCAGGGAGUUCAAUGUACCAGGUGUUGAUAAUGUAUACCAUGUAUCACAAGAUCAAUCAGACAGACUCUGGAUCAGUGACAGUAAUGGUAAUCUUGUCCAAACAGAUCUACAGGGGAAUGUGAUACAGAAGAUAAAGACCACUGGUACAGAUCAAGGUUACCACACAGUCACACAGGACAGAGAUCUGAUCUUUACAGACCAAAACAAGAAAGUCAUAAAUAGGAUAACACAGGAUAAUAAUAUCACUGAAUUCAUUAAAACUGGAGACUGGUCACCACUCAGCAUACACUCCUCCCACAUCAAUGGGGACUUACUGGUGGGGAUGUGGAAGGGUGAAGGUAAAGUCACCAGGUACAACAAGAUGGGCAAAGAACUACAGAACAUUCAGAAGGAUAACAAAGGACAGGGACUGUAUAAUAGGCCACACUACAUUACAGAAAACAUCAAUGGAGAUAUCUGUACAUCAGACUUUUAUAAAGGAGUAGUGGUGGUGAAUAAAUCAGGACAACACAGGUUCUCCUACAAAGGUCAGAAGUCAUUGUUCGGUCCCUAUGGAAUCUGUACUGAUGUCCUCGGUCACAUCCUGGUGUGUGUUGUUGACAGUCACACUGUUUACCUCCUUGAUCAGGACGGUCAGUUCUUGUCUCUAUACUCACACCACAACAAGGGGUAAUCCUUCCCCGUAGUUUGUGUGUGGAUGAUGAGAACAAUCUCUGUGUGGGACUAG